Messenger RNA from Anopheles maculipalpis, 781 nucleotides. RefSeq names its product eukaryotic translation initiation factor 4E1 (gene eIF4E1). The coding region runs from base 98 to 763 and encodes 221 amino acids. Gene Ontology annotation, molecular function: translation initiation factor activity; RNA 7-methylguanosine cap binding. NCBI's taxonomy places the organism in Eukaryota, Metazoa, Arthropoda, Insecta, Diptera, Culicidae. The record is from RefSeq and is a predicted model, not a curated record. Gene Ontology annotation, cellular component: cytoplasm; eukaryotic translation initiation factor 4F complex. Gene Ontology annotation, biological process: translational initiation. The transcript has 5 exons.
GUCAUCGCGGAAGCUGUCUAUCUUGCUCGUUUGGCAGUUUCGCUGAAGUUCUUUCUUUUUACGUAAAAUAUUAAAAAAUAGUUGAAAGUGACCGAUUAUGGCAGGCAAAACCAAUGAAGAAGUUGAGCAACAGCAACAACAAAAUGAAAACGAAAAUCCCGAACAGACCCAAAGCCAAGAGCUGGCCGAACAGUCCAAUGCCCCGGAAACGAUCGAUCCAGAAUGUCUAAUCAAACAUCCGCUGCAGCACACCUGGACCCUGUGGUAUCUUGAAGCGGACCGUACGAAAUCGUGGACCGAUUCGAUGAACGAAGUAACCAGCUUCUCUACGGUGGAAGAUUUCUGGAGUCUGUACAAUCACAUUCGUGGACCGUCCGAGAUCAAGGUGGGCGGUGACUACAUGCUAUUCAAGUCGCACAUUCGUCCCAUGUGGGAAGACGAAGCGAACAAGCACGGUGGCCGAUGGACGCUAACCAUUCACAAACAUCUGUCGGACAAAUAUUGGCUGGAUACGGUGCUAUGCCUAAUCGGAGAAGCGUUCGAAUGUUCGGAUCAGAUUUGCGGUGCGAUCGUAAACGUUCGUCAGAGGAUUGAUAAAAUCUCCAUCUGGACUGCGAACUAUGAAAAUCGCGCAGCAGUAAUGCACAUUGGAAAAAUUUACAAGGAACGAUUAGGACUACGAGAUAACAUUCAUUAUCAACUUCACAAAGACACGAUGAUCAAAUCGUCCUCGUCCGGAACGAAAGCAACGUACACCGCUUAAUUGGGUUCAGUGUGUCCC